This is a messenger RNA of Scleropages formosus (Asian bonytongue), 2962 nucleotides long. It is a transcript of the gene zic2a, whose product is annotated as zic family member 2 (odd-paired homolog, Drosophila), a. Gene Ontology annotation, cellular component: nucleus. Gene Ontology annotation, molecular function: RNA polymerase II cis-regulatory region sequence-specific DNA binding; DNA-binding transcription factor activity, RNA polymerase II-specific. Gene Ontology annotation, biological process: regulation of transcription by RNA polymerase II. The transcript has 3 exons. The record is from RefSeq and is a predicted model, not a curated record. The coding region runs from base 1205 to 2539 and encodes 444 amino acids. Lineage: Eukaryota; Metazoa; Chordata; Actinopteri; Osteoglossiformes; Osteoglossidae.
AAAGGAAAUAUGUCUUUUCGCAGUGGAAUAAGUAUAAAAACAGCAAAUUCAUACAACAAGUGGCACAUUCCUAUAAUCAUCAAUAUGAAUAUAAUACAAACCAUAUUCUUAUUUUAGCCCUGGCUUUUAUUGGUGACUUAUCAAGCAACACUCGCCAAUUUUGUUUUUAAUUUCGCCUAGAUUUUAUUUUUCUUCUUGUCCUUUUUUUUCCUUAACUUACUCAACUGAACAAUGUUCAGCUGUGACUGUAGACACCCAGAUAGUCAACGCUCCUCUUUUCCGCGAAGUGGAUAUAUGAAGCAAAGUCAUCUUUGCUCUCCUUGCACUAUUUCUACAACACGCGCUCCUGCAAAACGCCGAUUUUCGGGCGUCGUGGCCGAACGCGCGUAACGUUCUCUCUCUCUCUCUCUCUCUCUCUCUCUCUCUCCCUUUUCCCCGAGAAGCUUCUCCGAAAAAGUAGGCGGUAAUUAUUAGUGGAAAAUGGCGAGCAGCCAUUAGUGGUGCGGGGGGGGUACUUACUAUUGGAGGGGUCCGCAGGAUUGAUGAGGCACAGUAGCCAAUGAGACCUCGCCUUGCGCAGCGCCGGGGCCCCCAGUUAAAGGGGGCGUUAAAAGAAGAAGUGCCAGUCCAGUGAGAAAGAGAGACCCUCCGAGAUAAACACAGACAAUCGAAAGAAAUAAACAGAGCGGUGGGGAGAAGGAGCCAAGAUGCGCCCUGGAGCCGCGCUCUGCGUCAGGACGCUGCAGUAAGAGCGCCGUCCACCUCGAUGCGUAAAAAUACGGCCAUCCUCACUCUCACUUCGCCUGGAGAAAGAAAGCCGAGGGAAACAUUUGCACGUUUUUUUUUCGUUCAUGGGGAUUCCGAGUUCCGAGUUAACUUCGGGAGAAACACACUAGGGAAGUAGUAGCGAUCCGCUCGAGUCGAGAGGUAGCGCGUUACAGCCGGCGGAUCGUCGCUUUGAACUUGGUCUGAUGCGGCGUUCGGGACGCUGCGCUGCCGGCGACUCCUCCUCCGUCUAGACGUCCGACCCGUUUGCUUUCCCGGCCGGCGUUGUCGCCUCGGCUUCUCGUUAAUAUUUGAGCCUGGCGCGCUAGAACGAAGCCCCGGCACGUGCGCUGUCGUCGCCGAUUUUAGCGAGAUCCGCCGAGAAAGCAGCAGCAGCAGCAUCAUCAUCAUCAUCAUCAUCAUCAUCAUCAUCAUCAUCAUGUUGCUGGACGCUGGGCACCAGUUCCCCGGGCUGGGAGUUGGCACCUUCGCCAGGCACCACUCGAGCGACAUGCAGGACAGGGACCUGACCCUCGCGCAGAACACCUUCGUGGACUCCGCGCACAUGGGCGCCUUCAAGCUCAACCACCACGACCUUUCUCCGGGACAGAGCUCAGCCUUCAGCUCGCAGGCGCCCGGCUACCCCGCCGCGGCUCUGGGCGCCCACGCAGCCCACGUCACGUCGUACGCGAGCUCGCCCUUCAACUCCACCAGGGACUUUCUGUUUCGCAGCCGCGGCUUCGGGGAAUCGUCUCCCGCGGGCGGCCAGCAUGCCCUCUUCGGCCCCGCAGCGGGGUCCCUCCAUCACUCGCACGCAGACAGUCAAGGCCACAUACUGUUCCCCGGGAUCCACGAGGCGCAGCACGGAUCCCACGGCUCUCCGAACGUGCUCAAUGGACAAAUGCGACUUGGACUACCAGGGGAAGUUUUCGGACGCUCUGACCAGUACCACCAGGUGUCGAGUCCCAGGACCGACCCGUACUCCGCAGCCCAACUUCACAACCAGUACGGCUCCAUGAACAUGAACAUGGGCAUGAACAUGGCAGCUCACCACCACCCCGGUGCCUUUUUCCGCUACAUGAGGCAGCAGUGCAUCAAGCAGGAGCUCAUCUGCAAGUGGAUCGACCCGGAGCAGCUGAGCAACCCCAAGAAGAGUUGCAGCAAAACUUUCAGCACCAUGCACGAGCUGGUCACCCACGUCUCCGUGGAGCACGUCGGCGGACCCGAGCAGAGCAACCACGUGUGCUUCUGGGAAGAGUGUCCCCGGGAAAGCAAGCCCUUCAAGGCGAAAUACAAACUGGUGAACCACAUCCGCGUGCACACGGGCGAGAAGCCCUUCCCGUGCCCCUUCCCCGGCUGCGGCAAGGUGUUCGCGCGCUCCGAGAACCUCAAGAUCCACAAGAGGACGCACACAGGGGAGAAGCCCUUCCAGUGUGAGUUCGAGGGCUGCGAUCGGCGCUUCGCCAACAGUAGCGACCGGAAGAAGCACAUGCACGUGCACACCUCGGACAAGCCAUAUCUGUGCAAGAUGUGUGACAAGUCGUACACACACCCCAGCUCGUUAAGGAAGCACAUGAAGGUUCACGAAUCCUCUCCUUCGGCUUCGGACUCGUCGCCCGCGGCCAGCUCUGGGUACGAGUCCUCCACCCCCCCAGGCUUGGUGUCCCCUUCCACCGAGACGCAGAGUAACACCAACCUGUCCCCCGCGUCUGUGGUGCACAGCGGCACUGGGCACAGUGGCCUGUCGUCCAAUUUUAAUGAGUGGUAUGUGUAGAACAGAGACCUCGAACCCGGAGCCAUUUCACAGAUCAGAACGAAAAAAAAAAUCGAAGAACGUCCCUGUAAAUAGAAAUUCUUGUACAAACAAAGCCGCGCCGAAUGGACGCUGUACCGUUACGCGCGAAUCCACACGAUGAGGAAAGUUGCAUUGUGAAUACAAUACUGAACCCAAGAAAAUGGUUUGAGAUUUAUUCAAUAUUUUGUAAAUGGUCAUAGAGAACAAAUACUCUCUCCCAUGGUUGUUAUACAUUUUGUCAGUCUUUGGUGUCAUAGAUGUUCCUUCCAUGGUAGCUAUAUCUGUAACUGGACUUUUAGUGCACAUAUUAUGGGGAAAAAAAUCUUUUUGUAUUCUGAUGUUAAAUAUUGUGAUCUUAUGAAGGCAAUUUGAUUGUAACUAUACAACUAUCGACUGGAACCG